GUUACACAUUUCCUGCUCAGAGCUGGGCAGUCUCACUGAAACCAGGCAGGAGAAACCAGAGGGAUCAGAGGUCCUGGCAGGAUCAAGGGCAGGACGAUGGCCACCAAGGGCAGUGACCUCAGCACCAGAAUGUCUGCAGAGGACCAGGACAUAUAUAACAGUGUUAAGGAGACUGCAGGCAAGCUCUUCAAAAGGCAUAAGGUGGAAAUUUCAAAUGCAAUAAAAACACCAUUUCCUUUCUUUGAAAUGCUCCGGGACCAUGAAUUCAUCACUAAUGAAAAAUAUAACGAGUAUCAAGCAAAGCUUAUGCGAAUUCCUGUAACAGCAGCUGUAUAUGAUAUUCUUAAUGAACUGCAGGAGACAUUUGACUUGCCCCUUCUGCGUGAUUUGUUCAGCAAUACCAUCAUGGAGAACUAUCCUGAUUUACGUCGCAGUUACACAAUCUUCAAAAGAGAGAUAUCAAACAUAAGCAAUUACCUGGAAAGUGAUGCAGAAGAAAAUGAGGGGAGAUCUGGUAUUCAACUAAGCCUUGAACAAGGAACUGACAGAAACUCAUAUCCAAACCUGCCUUGGAGUGGCCCUCAUUCCCUGAAUUACACUGGUACAGCCACAUCUGAUAUUGGACUCUCAAAUGACAUGUCUGAAGAAGAGAUAAGUGUGAUUGUUGAUACAACCACUGGCAACAACGAUGCCCUAGAAAGCCAACAAGCAAAUGAACAAAUUGCCCAGGUGUCUGAGCCAGUAGGGUCAAAAAACCACAAAGAAGAAUAUGUAGAUUUUCACUCUGAAAUACUUCCUGUGACCUGUGGAGAGAUGAAAGGCAUGUUAUAUAAGAACAAGUUGGAAGAAGGAUCCACGGUGAAGUGCAUAAAGACAGAGGAUGGAAACUGGUUCACCCCCCAGGAAUUUGAAGCUGCAGGGAACUAUAAAACGUUCAAGAAAUUGGAAGAACACUGUGCGCUGUGGUGGGAAAACCCUAAAACGGCUGAUGGAGGUAUUUGA
Molecule: messenger RNA, 1002 nt
Organism: Phyllostomus hastatus (greater spear-nosed bat)
Lineage: Eukaryota; Metazoa; Chordata; Mammalia; Chiroptera; Phyllostomidae
Product: nuclear autoantigen Sp-100-like
Exons: 8
Coding region: 97-1002 (301 amino acids)
Biological process (GO): regulation of transcription by RNA polymerase II
Cellular component (GO): nucleus
Molecular function (GO): DNA binding; DNA-binding transcription factor activity, RNA polymerase II-specific
Source: RefSeq, a predicted model, not a curated record